UGCCUCGUCGGCUUCCGGGCGCGGCAGCGUCGGAGGCGGCGCUAUAUCCGGUAGCGAUGGAGGAGGCAUCCGCGUCUCGCUCCGUAACUGCGGAGGCUUCGACGGCGGCGGAGACGGAGGAGCGGCGCGGGUGGAGCGAGGCGCAGUUCCGGCACUACAGCUUCGCCACGCGGCCCAUCGCCCGGCUGCGCCACGGAGACCCGCGCGCCGAGGAGCUGCUGGAGAACGAGGAGCCGGUGGUGCUCACCGACACCGAUCUGGUUUAUCCCGCCCUGAAGUGGGACCUGGAUUACCUCCAGGAGAAUAUUGGGAACGGGGACUUCUCGGUGUACCGAGCCAGUACCCACAAGUUUCUGUACUACGACGAGAAGAAGAUGGCAAACGUGAAAAACUUCAAACCGAAAUCCAGCAGAGAGGAGAUGAAGUUCGGGGAUUUUGUGGCACAGCUCCAAGAAAGCAAGCAGCAGGGAGGUAGAAAAAGGUUAUAUCUCCAGCAGACCUUAAAUGACACGGUUGGAAGGAAAAUUGUGGUAGAUUUCCUGGGCUUUAAUUGGAAUUGGAUUAACAGACAGCAGGUGAAGCGAGGCUGGGGUCAGCUGACAUCCAACUUACUACUGAUUGGCAUGGAAGGAAAUGUGACACCAGCUCACUAUGAUGAACAGCAGAAUUUCUUCGCUCAGAUUAAAGGAUACAAACGAUGUAUUCUGUUUUCACCUGAUCAAUUUGAAUGCCUUUAUCCUUAUCCCGUGCACCAUCCAUGUGACCGGCAAAGCCAGGUUGACUUCGACAAACCCGACUAUGAGAAGUUUCCUAAUUUCCAGAACAUAGUUGGCUAUGAAACCGUAGUUGGCCCAGGCGAUGUGCUAUAUAUUCCCAUGUAUUGGUGGCAUCACAUUGAGUCAUUGCUGAAUGGAGGAAUUACCAUUACUGUAAACUUUUGGUACAAGGGUGCCCCAACCCCUAAAAGGAUUGAAUAUCCCCUAAAGGCUCAUCAGAAAGUGGCUGUGAUGAGGAACAUAGAGAAAAUGUUGGGGGAGGCCCUUGGAAAUCCACAAGAGGUGGGUCCCCUGUUAAAUAUGAUGAUCAAAGGACGGUAUGAGUAAUCUUGGACUUCUGCAGGAUAUUGUUUCACCUAAAAGGGGAAGAUAUGAAGUGCUAAUAUUGCACACAGCACUUAAAAACAGAUGGAUUCCUGGUCCAGCUCUGAUCCACUCUGCUCAUCCAGGGGAAUGAUUAAAACUCUGAAAAGUUGCAUUCGUCUCGCCUUCGACUACAGCAAACCUUAUAGAAUAAUUCAUCCUUACUAAGGAAGAACCCAUCACCAGUAACUCUGUGUUCUCUGUCUGCCUAGAUACAACAGUUGGUACCUGGUACUUGAUGAUAUUUAUUUGUGACAGCACCUUUGUAAUCACCUAUAUAAGAAUUACCUAGAGGAACGGUUUUGAUUUUCCUUCUAUAUUUCAGUGUUAGGAAUCAACAUGGAUAACUUCCAAGUUAUUUUCCUGAAGGCAACCCUCUCUUUGAUAUCGCAACGUCUUAAAACGAAAGCUUUUUGAGGGAUACAGAAAAAUGAAGGACGUUAAGAGAUGGAGACCUUAAGAGCUUUUAAAUCCAGUGUGUCAUUUUGUCAUAAACAAUACAUUGAUUUCUAAUUCUCUAAAACUGGGAGAAAUGCCUAUGUAUAGGAAUUGGACUGUUUUCCACUCAGGAUGUUAAUAGAACGGGACAAGCCAUAGCGAGUGCUCUUAGUCAAUAAAACUUGUGUGUCAUAUUUUUCACUUAACCAUGCAUGGUUAAUUCCUGGUUGCACUCUGCCUUCGCUAGGCCAAAUUAAGUACCAGAUCAAUUGGUGAAGAGAGGAGAGCAGCGAAGCUAUAACAAAAUUGCUUCCCUUUCUCUCCCCCCCACAUUUUGCUCUUUCUUAUGUCUGGAAAGAAAUAUGAGUAUGGGCUUUGUAUUUCAUUAAGAUAGGAAUGCAGAUGUUAGAGUUUAACUCCCAGAUAAGCAAGGAAAAGCUUCUUCAUUUGCCAUGAAGUCACUUUUCUACAAGAGUUUAGAAGACCCACCCUGGGUCAUUGGUUUUUUUUGCCAGCAAGAUAGAUGAUAGUUAGAUAUUGGGACAACAUCUGUACGUAACAACCAGAGUUUCUGGGAUUCUCUGCAUUCCUGUUUACUGUGAAUUCUAUAAAGAGCUGAAGAAGUGUCUGAAGCCAGGAUCCUUGGCUGUUUUGGGGAAGGUGGAACCUGAAAAUGCCUUGCAGCUUUGUUACAAGUGAAGCCUUUGAUAUAGUUUCAAGCCAUAAGGAGGCAACAGAAGACCACCGUUCCUGAGGUUGUCAGGAAGACCAGGGCAAUGUUGGACUUGAUGAAUAGUAGUAUCAAUAAAAUCAUUCUGCCUUUGGCUGAAACAAAGCAAUUCCUGUCUUUAGUCCUUGAUGUGAAAUGGCACCGCAGACUGGAACUGGAAUUUUGCUGUUGUAUAGAGCUUACGCAGAAAAGGCAAGGUGUCUCAUUAGAACGAAGAAGAUGAGUUGAAAUGCAGCAUUCUGAUACGUUUUUCUUUUUUUGCCAAAGGUGUAAAUUUGAAAAAUGUCUAAAUAAUUGGUUUGGGAAAAGAAUAUAUUGCAGUUUAGUAGUGCAAAAGCUUAGUUUACAAUGCACUGAUAAAAGACAGUUUUAGAUACUGUCACUUUUGUUUUUUUAAUCUUGUGUUUGAUGCCAUGCUAUUAGGAAAAAAAUUGUGUCUGUGAUGUGCGGAAAUAUGUGGGAAAUACAUAAUAUCUUAAGUGUAGUUCCUAAAAUACAACUACUGUUGAAUGACACAAAUA
Messenger RNA from Crotalus tigris (Tiger rattlesnake), 2828 nucleotides. RefSeq names its product hypoxia inducible factor 1 subunit alpha inhibitor (gene HIF1AN). The coding region runs from base 57 to 1103 and encodes 348 amino acids. The record is from RefSeq and is a predicted model, not a curated record. Gene Ontology annotation, cellular component: cytoplasm; nucleus. Lineage: Eukaryota; Metazoa; Chordata; Lepidosauria; Squamata; Viperidae. The transcript has 8 exons. Gene Ontology annotation, biological process: peptidyl-aspartic acid hydroxylation; negative regulation of Notch signaling pathway. Gene Ontology annotation, molecular function: ankyrin repeat binding; [protein]-asparagine 3-dioxygenase activity; peptidyl-histidine dioxygenase activity.